Molecule: messenger RNA, 1219 nt
Organism: Octopus bimaculoides (California two-spot octopus)
Lineage: Eukaryota; Metazoa; Mollusca; Cephalopoda; Octopoda; Octopodidae
Product: DNA fragmentation factor subunit alpha
Biological process (GO): regulation of apoptotic process; apoptotic process
Source: RefSeq, a predicted model, not a curated record
AUAGCGAAACUAUGCAGCCCGAAGUUUUGUCAGUGAACAGGUCGCGGUUUCAAAGCGACGAAAAUAUUUGGUAAUUUUUCAGAUUAACACUCGCACGAUCUUCACUAGGGUGUUAGGGUUACGGUUAGGGACGGAAUUCCCUAACCCAAACCCUAACCGUAAAACACUAACCCAAACCCUAACCCUAACCCUGACCCUAACACGUGCGGGUGUUAAUCUGAAAAAUUACCAAAUAUUUUGACACAAAUUAAAUUUAAAUGUUGAAGUGAACCUAACGGAUUUAUUAUUUGUGUGUGUUCUUAGAAGGCUUAUAAACAUCUUCCCGCUGCAAUUGUUUUUGUUUCAGCACACGAUCUCAGAUUCAGUCACUUGCUGUGCAAGUACAUAUCCAUAACUAUUUUUUCGUUUUCUGAAAAAGCAACGUUUUGGACAUAUGACACUUUUACAUAAUAGCAACGAUAUAAAUUGCGAGUUCAUGUGUUUAUAUAUCAGAGCUGUUUAAUAACAGAAGACCAUGUCAUUUUAUAAAGAAUACAAAGUGUGGAACACAGAACAUAAUGUUCAAAAGGAAGUGAAAGCAGAAAGUCGGGAAGAUUUGCUCAUUAAAGCAAAAGCUGAAUUUGACAUUGAUUCUACAACAGAAGUAAAAUUAGUUUUGGAUGAAGAUGGAACCGAAGUUGAUGAUGAAGACUACUUUCACUUUGUUUCUUCGGACACAACACUUCAAAUUUUGUUGUCAUUUCAGUCAUGGUCACCAAUCCAUUCAUUGAGAGCUUCAUAUGAUGUUUGUGAUGGACCAGUGGAUACAUCUAAUGAUCUUAUUUUGCUGUUAUCUGGAAUAAAAUCUGACUUGGCCAAAUGUUUGGCUUUAUCUGAUGAUCAUUUGGAGGAAAUUACUAAAAUGCCUGUUUCUGACCUAGCUACUAUUUUAGUAGACAGUGAACAGUUUGCAAGAAAUUUCAAGGAGGCAUGUGAAAUAGAGUUGAUUACACGUGAGGACAAUGAUGACUUGUUACGGCUUAUACGACUGGCUACUGAACAUCAAAAUGGAAGUGUGAAAAGACAAAAGAUUGAUAACACUGAAUCUGAUGAUUAAACAAAGAUUAAUUUCUACUUUUGAAAAGUUCAUAUACAUUUUUGCCUAUUUUUCUAAUUAAAGUGUGAAAAAAAGAAGUAAAGAAAAAAAAGACUAAUAAAGCAUUUAUUAUUUUUUUUUAAA